AAAUCUAUGAUAAAUAAUAUAAAACUCAAUUCACAUAGUAUUUAUUAUUAAUUUCGCAUACGUAAUUUCCGUAAAGCAUGACUGGAUGAAAUAAUUUUUAAAGUUUGGAUACCCCCUGUGGAAUUUUCAUGACACAAGCAGCAGCUAAAAUCCUGCAAGCGUAAACCCGUACAGUCCUCGUAAUAAUCGCCCAAAAAACCGCAAGGUUUUACCGCGUCGUAAGCGCGGUACGUAAUACGUUACAGCAAACGCUUCCUCCUUUUUUGUGAGAUCCUCUAGCCGGGUCAUAAAGAUGGCAGUUAAAAUUGCACGUUGCAAAUAUUGUCCGGCAGUUUCACAUUGUGACCUAAGCGUCGGGUUUUAACUCGCUGCAUUACAUUACACACACACACAUACACUACCCAUUACGCUACCUUGCAGUUCUCACACAGUUCGCAUACAAUAUGCUGCAAGUUUUAGCUCUUCGAGCGCCCGAAGACCUCCGAACGCUUUGAAUCUUUAAAUUCCUCGUUGAGAAUAUUAAUUUCCCGUUACAUAAUAUCUGCAGUGCAAUAUUUUGUCACGCUAGUCCGCAGCACGACGUUAAAUACAGUUACAUCUUUUCGCGUAUUAUUCGCAGUAUCGAGUGCAUUACGUUAAUGGAACAAUGUUUUUCUUUGGACGUCUUGAUGAACCGCGACUGGGUGGAGGCUGUACACUUCCGGUGCGCGAGAUUGGCGCUGGUGUCAGAAGUAUCUUGUUAAUUAUACGGGACUUGUUGGGUAAUUAGAAGAACGCGGACAAUAGCGAUCGAUCGUCAGCAUGCGCCAGAUCUCAUCGCGAUACGAACAAAGGCGAGCUCCAAGAUAAGCAACGUUCCAAACGUUUAAAGUUAGACCGGUCCAAGUAUAACAAAUAUAUUAUUCUAAAAUUGCACAUUGCAUUAUAUCUUUAAAGUAUUUAAAAGAUAUUUUAUAUAUAUUAUUAUUAACUAAUUCUUUUUUUUUGUAUUUGAGAGUCGAGAAAGCAGGAUCCGAAAAUGUAAGAGCUCCAAGUUCCAGCAAUUCGAAAGUUUCUAUCAUGUUAAGUUUCAGUUCGCAUUUCCCGCGGAGAAUUCCAAGUGCACGAAGUUCCGGAUAUUUCCGAGAUGAAUACGUAUGCCGUUGUCGAACGAAGAAACAGAGAUCGCUUUUAAGCGCCACAAAGGCUUGAUAAUUCUGUCAUCACAUCCUUUUUUUUCACGAGUCGAACAGCAGCGCGUAGACGGCUUUUUCGUUUCGUGCCACGUGUUGCGCGCAUAUUGUGCACGCAGCACGCACGGACGCUCGCUUAUGCUCACGUGAGAAUUUUCGCGAGUUUCGCGCGUUGCAUGAUGGAAAUGCCGUGUGAAUAACGUCCGCCAUCGCGAAUUCAUAAGCCUCUCGGGCGACUGUCAACUAUAUCCUAAAUCCUCGCUCGUCCUGGAGCAUGGUUCCGCUUCUAACGCGCCCGAAAUUCAUAUCGUUGGUAUUUCACGCAAAACACGCGCCGGUUUUCACUUUUACCUUUCGCGAGGAUGAUGCAUCGCGCACAAACAUAAAAUAAACUCGCGUGCACAUUCGUCGUGGAUCCGCUAAUCUCUGACACUUCGCCGCGUGCUAAAAGCUUUCAAUCCUGAUGUGUUCGCUGCUCGCGAUGCAUUCAAGAAAUGCUAGAGGCUCUCUCCGUUACUCCAAAUUUUUUAAAGCUCCAUUUCCGGAAUUUCUGUCCUUUUUCUCUCUCCUUUGUGUUUGAAACUUCAGUAUCAAUAGUUCGAAACUUCUAUCUUCUUCUCCGGGACUCCCAGGUUUUUUCGUGGACCGAAAAUUUUUGAGAUACUUGAGCCGGUUUACGUCGAGCAGAUUUCUCUCCGUGGGUUUAACACGUCGAUUUCGCGAGACCCUAAAGCACCGAAUAUCCUCGACUCCCCUGAGUCCUGUGAACAAGAUCUAAGCAGUCACCUGCGGCGAUGCCAAGAAAACGAGCGCUUUUUACAAACGAGAAAAUUUUACCUUCUCUAUUUUCCCUAUUUCAUCCUUUUUCCUCUUUUCCCUUUUUCCCUUUUCAAAGAAAAAGGUGGGAAGCGUUGGGACAAGGUCCUUUCUUCUCGUGCUUCGAUGGUCCACUUUUUGUAGACGCUUAUCCUGAUCCAGGUUUGAGAUCGCAACACUUUUUUGCGCGUGACUGAAAGAAGAUGGUGGCAAGAAUGGAAACUGCAGGUUUAUGGAACGGCGAUCCGAGUUCCGCUGUAUACAAAUGCACGGACUCAUCCUUAUCCUCUAACCGUAUGCUUCUCGCCUUCUCCUGUUAUCGUGUACACGUACAUAAGCUUGCAAAAAAUCGUACUCUUAAAAAUUUAUUUUCAUAUUUUUCUCCCCUUGCGUUGUCCGUAUAUUUUUCGCUAAAAAAUAAAGCUUAUAAAUAAUAAAAUGAGCUAUUGAAGAGAAAAUCUUUUCCGCGUAGCUUCGUCAGAUAGAAUUUUUGAUCAACUUAUAGCCGAUGUUUCCUUGGCGAAAGGUCGAUUGGCCGUCUAUGAACUUUCUCAUCAAUUUUAUUAUAUUUAUUAUUAUAAAAUAAUUUCGCGUAGUGAGAUGUAAAUUUUUACGGUCGGCGCUUGAGACGCUUGUGAUAAAUAUGAUGUACAUGUCGUACGACAAUUUGCAUAUUUGGAGCUUUGGCCUCUCGCAGAAGCGGACUUUUCGAACGAGACAUAGAUAUAACUGGGUGACGUUCUAUUGACAAUAUGAAUUAAUCGCGCGCGCCCGUUAAUGCAUCGCUGGGUACGUAUAUCCGGCUGGCAGACACGAUCCGCGCGGAUUCGUAUAAUCAACGCGCUCACAAACGGAGCAUCGGCGCACCUGCGCGCGAUCUAUUCGUGAUCUAUCGUGCGCCUUAUGUAAAUCACCAUAAUAGACACCAUUAAUUCCUCGUGUGACGUACUGUUUUGCGCCGCAUGUGUCUCGCGGCCGCGCGGAAUCCACGCGGGAUCCGGUUACGGGCGCACUCUUGAACGGCGUGGUAUUGUACCUCAUGAAUUAUUGAUACCAAUAUCUCGAUAUCGAGUCCUCGGGAGAUACACCAAAACACCGAGCCACGCUGCAUAUCGAUAUUUCAACCCCCGUGUAGGAAUUAAAAAACGAUUCGGCCUCUGCGAGAAAUUGGCGUAUUCCAUCUUCAGAGCUUCUAUUUAUAAUUGACGGAGCUCCGGUUCCUCUUCCCGAAGCGACCUGCGAUUUCUGGUAUAAUUCGAGAACGAGCUUGAAAUAACGAUGAAACCGAGAAGAAUAUAAACAAAUUUGCUUGAUUCAUUUCAAGUCGAUUACGCGACGCGAGCAAUCAAGAUGCUGACGACAUUAGGAAUUUUGAUGCUCGAAUAUCACAUGCGUUACAUCGAUUUCAACCGUCAUGUGGAAAUUAAAAAAUGAUACAGCGGGCCACGGCAGCAAUAUAAAUCGCCCUGACAUUUAUGCGGAAUGCGUAACAAGCUUCUACUGAAAAAUUCAUGAGCGACCGCCGUGAUCGAGUCGCUCGUCGAUCUGCGGGAUGCGCGUAUUCGCUCGUUGAAUUCGACGGGGUUUAUCGUAGUCUGUGCCGAUUACGAAAGCAUAUUACUUUAAUCUCGAGCGAUCGCGCGGAUUGUCAUGUAUUACUGUUCUCGCCGCCUCUACGUUAACGCAAAAAUUUUAAAUAAAUAUAUCUGACAAGGAGUGCAAACAAAUGCUGUAUUCUUAUCUCGAUUAACAUUGUGUGCAAACUUUAUUUAGAAGAGAGAAAGAGAGAGCAUUUGGAAUUUUUUUAUUUUUCAAAGAUAUUAACGCGCAAGAUGGAAUUCAUUGCGAGCAAAAGAAAGAAAAGAGUCAAUGAAAUCUUUUUUUACGCGGGAGGAUCAAUUGAAUUAAAGAAGGGUGGAAGAAGGAGCGUGAAUCUAGGACAACCCCUUUGCACCCGGUUGUUACACAUAAGGAAUACGCAAGCCGAAUGCGUUAGACGGAGCGGUAUGUUUUCCCUUGUCCAAUUUACGAGCGUAAUCUUCUCCUUCGUGUUGCAGGGAUGCGCGUCACGCAGCUUUGAAAUAUUUGCUCGCUACAUUUCUCGCGCGGGGCACCGCUCGUAAAUCAUAAUCGGCGCGUAACGCUUGGAGUUACAUCACGAGUUACGAUAUGAACGGUCUUCGCUGCGAAUGGGAUUCCGCCAAAUAGAAAGGAAUAUGUAUCAAGAUGUACGUUCGUCUUCGGAGGCAAGUCUCCGCCCUAUCUCGGGGUGGGUUUUUCGAGGGGACAGUUGGGAGACCAGUUGGCCCAGUUCGGCGCUCGAAACGAGCUGCAGUUUCUACGCUAGAGAAGCUCUCUUUCUCUCGCGUAUCCGUGCAUAUCUCGUUGCGGGCAUUAUUACGACCGGCGUAAAUCCCGUCAAGGAUCUCCGCCGCUAAUUUCUGGCGAGAGCGACGCGGGUUAUAAAGCCCGUGUAUAUCAGUUACGGAACGCGCAGCCUGGGGGUAAAGGAGAGUUAUUAGGCAAGGGUUAUUGACAGUUUCAGUGCCUGGACACUAUCGACGCUUUUAUCGGAAUUUUAUGGACUUCCACGGCAACUGGUGCUCUCGUGUACAUCAGAUGCAGCCCUGCGCCCUAUGCACCCCUUCGCGGCAAACCGAUGCUCCGACAGCGACGAACGCGCGCGCGAUUAAAGGAUUAAGCCGAACAUACGCGAGCUCGCGAGCUCGCAAGAUUCCAUUACGCCAUGUUAUUUGUUAUCCUCUUGGUUAAUGCUUCCUAUCCAAUAUUGUUGCAUUGCCUGAAAAUACAAAUAUUUGUUGCCCUUGCACCGGAAAGUGUUAUUAAUCAAUUCUGCAUUAUUCAUCCCCUUUUAAUCCUCGUUUUUCUAUUUACUGAGUCAUUUAAAACAACAAACGAUGUUGAACGAGAGCGCAAUCUUAACUCAAAUCAUGUUCGCGAUUGGAAAUACUGAGAUUGAAGGGUUAAUCAACCGCUGAAUCGCAUCUACCUCGCAUUCGAGCCGUUUUCAUUCGCGUCACGCGUUCGUGAAUCGCAGGAGUCACGGCUCGCGUAUAAACGAGCUGUCGUGAUACGCGCACUUGUUUAUAUCGCUACAGCGACAAGUAGUUUUAUAGUGCAGCAGUGCGGUGCAGUGAGUUAUCGUCAAACUGAGCUCUUUUUCACUGUCAAUCGUUUCAGUACGACGCGACGUUUCGUUUCGGUGAUUAACGUCAAUCAUGUUAGCUAUCCAAGAAUCAAGGAUCUGGAAAUCAAAGAUGAUAACUUUCUCAAACAUGGAGAUCUUCCAAGGAAAAAGAAUUUAAGAAUUUAAAACAAGUACUCAAAAGAGAAAUUGAAAACUCAGUUAUCGAAAAUAUAAAAGUUCAGAAUUUAAUCCAUGUACAAACAUCCAAUAUAAAAGUUGCGAUCCCGAAUAAGAAUCUGGCAAUUUUCGAGGAAACUAUAAAAUUGCAAAUUUGAAAUGUAUGCAUUAAAAAAGUAUAUUUAAUAAUUUGCGGAUUUUUGAAACGAUCGAUGGAAAAGUUUCUUGAGGAUCAUGCACGAACAUGGAAGUAGCAUUGAUCCUUCCGUUAUAAUCUAAUUUCGACAUCCCUGCCGGGUUCUUAUCGCGUCGUCGAAGACGACCCUAAAUGCCCGAACUUUCCAUCGGCGUGAUUUAGGUCGCGGAACCAACGGCUUGGAUUUACUUCCGCCCAUUCCACUUCUUCCGUUUCGCUUUCCCGCCUAUCGCGCGCAAUAAAAAAAGUGUGUCGACCACAGCCGCCAUUUGUUUCCGAGUAUCACAUCCCGCGCGUUUCGAAGACGAGAAUUCAUCGAGAUUUCUCAAGGCAGCCGUUUUCAAGUCCAAUAUUUUUGCCACAGAUGUAUUUAUCGCUAAAACUUGAGAAGUUACCACUUUAUUAAACAUUAAAAAGUUGGAAAAUUUCGACGCAGGACAUAUUUGAUGUUGGAAAUUAAAAAGUUAAUGCAUAAGGCCAAGAGAAUUUAGGAGGAGCGUGAAAAGUGCCGUAAUCUCACUUCAAAUUUUACUUUGAAAGGCAAAAUUAUGUUUGCCUUCGAUAAUUCAAAAGAUACAUGAGAGGGACAAUCUGUCAUGAUAUUAAUGAAAAAUCGUGAGAGUGAGCAAGAUCAAUUUUUAUCCGUUAAUUAACGUGGAGAGGCAAUAGCGACAACAAAACAAAAGCCUUAGUUAGCACCUGUCUGUUUGUCAAUUUUCAAAAAUGCGGCCGAAAUGUUAGUUCCAUAGCUGGUUUUGUCAGGGGUAGCUUUCGGCGAAACAAAUGGCAAAUUAUUAGAUGUUAGCCCGCGAUAGUAACUCUGUCGGUUCCGUUUAUUCCUCGUUUCCCUAUCGUGGCCACCCUCGUCGUGUCCUCUAUUAUAUCUAUCAACCUCUGCAUCAGCACGACUACGUUGCGCUCCCUUUUUAUUGCCGGCUAUUCAGAAGUCCAGAAAACUCUUGCCGGAUUCCCGCUCCAGCGAAUUUGCAUCCAAGAUUUCUUCAAGACUUCUUUGCCUCCCGCUAUUGCUUUCGUUUCUCGGAGUCGACAAUCGAGUCUCGCGGAGAGAACGAGACGUCGAUUUCAUCCCGCCACCCCUCCCGCCGCCCCGGAUGUCUCAAUCGUUUCGUACUUUACUCCAUUCAUCCGUUCGAUACGUUCAACACCUGCUGUCUGCUAAAAAACCUACUUUCCUCCCUCCUUUUUUUCGAACCUCGAUUCGCUUGAUUUAUUUCGCAUUUGGUAUCUGUGGCAGAAUCGUUUCGGAUCCUCGUUAAUCGAUAGUACCGCGAGUCAGGUAUGUGCACGCUCCGCGGGCUUCCGAUGGAGUUAACGUUCCGGGCUAAUCCGGAGAUGAAAGGGCCGAGGGUUAAUGCGCAAGUAAUACGAAACGCGCACAUCGCUGGUCGACUAAUGGCGCGUCGUCCAGCCGUAAUGGACAAACGAAGCGCGAUGGCCCGCCGAAAGCGACUGGAACCAAGGAGAACGACGAAGAUUCACGGCACGACUUGUGGAAUCCAACGUGGACGAGGAUCGUCGUAAAGAAAGACGAACCCUCGAAUCGAGGGCAGGACAAAAAUUCCCGCGAAUAAGUCGCAGUUACAGCGAGACGCAGAAAAGAAUGUCGAUGAAACAACCCCGGAGGGAUUCGGAAGGACGUGAGGGAUGAACUCGGUCCGUUCCGGGACCGAGGCUCAGCAGAAUGCAAGAUCGCAGCUGCGCCAGUCGACCGGAUGAGGGGUCGAUGGGUUUAAUCCUAUGCGCUUCCGGGGGUCGAACGAGCGAUCCUGGAGAGCGACCGACGGGGCCGUCGCGCUAACAGGAUGACGAUCCCGGGACGGCCCGUCUGUCUAUUGAUUUAUGUAAUUUGCGCGAAUUAUCCGGAACGUUCAAUCGAACGUGAUCGAUGUGCGACUGCGUUGGCGCGACUGUUGGCGGCUCAUAAUUGCGGCUAAUUAUUUACAUGAGGCACACUGAUUGCGCACAUUCAGCACUGACACCUGUCCGAGAAUCCCGGCGAGCUGCUGCCUCGUGGACUGCUUACCUCUCUUUCUCUCUCUAUCUCUCUACUGCGCUCUCACUCUCUCACUCUCUCUCUUUCGCGCCGAUGAUAUUAAUUUAUUCACUGAAAUCCCGGGGCUAUUGUUCCCUAUCGCGCCGAUGACAGCAUUUCGCUGACCAAAGUUCUGUUUGAGCGUCGCUACGUUAUCGAUUUCCCCGUACGUUGUUCGUCUGAAAGUCGAGCUCCUGGCGGUAAUGAGCUUUCCAUCAAGGGUGAGGGUGAGAAAUUAGUUCUCACGGGUUUUCGUGAGCUCCGUUUCUUUUCUCCCUUUUCGGCACGAUUACAGAACGUCGAAGUUGAAAGGAUAGUUGAACAAUAAAAUCGCGUUACGUCAUCAUCGCGAGUUGCUCAUAAUCGGAAUUUUGCCGGGGCGAAUUCCGCUCGAGCUGACUGCAGAAUCGACUCUAAUGGUCCAUUUGCAGCCGUCGCGAACUUGUCAGAAGAAGAAUCUUAAAUGCCUCGGUACUUUAACUGCCGCAGUAAUCAACAUGUAAUAAUCGCAAUCAAACAAUAAUCGAGUUAUAUAAGUUACGUCUGCAUUUCCCUAGGAAUCAUGAUAUUUAAAUAUCAAGGGUCUCGCUGCUGAUUUAAUACUUUUGGUGGUGAAUGAAUUAUGAGUGCACAUGCAUGAGUACAUGCAAAUUAAACAUGAAAUGAAAUCACUUUUAAGCAAAACACGCAGGCGUCAUCCAUUACGUAACAAUUAAAAUGUUAAUAACCUUCUUCAAAUAUGUUUUUAAUACUGCUGUUAUAAAAAAGACAAAAUUCAGAGAAAUAAAGAACUAAAUAAUAGACGAAUUUGUCGAUCCAAGCAAAGAGAAAUAUAAAUGCAAUAAAGGACGAGUGACACGAUUUUGUUCGCGACGUAUUAAUUUUCCAAAUAGUACUUUUCAGUCGGAAUAAAUUAGAAUAAUUCUACGUCACUCAUCGCGUCAGUAACUGACAUAUUUGGCGACACGUAAUUGUUCUUCUUUUAUCUGAGAUUAAACAAAAAGACGAAUUAGCACUCGAAUAUAGCUAAGAUUCCAAGACCCUAUUAAGAUAGCUGAAAACUACCGGGCAAGAAAGUUCAAGUGCCAGUAGCACUCGCUGAUUUCACUUUCAAACGAAUGCAAAAUUCCGGCACAGGCGAAUAACUGCAACACGCACGCGACACCGCUAUUUUUAUUUUCGCCGGCCACGUGUUUCAUCGGUAGUCACUCGGUCGCGUGCUCGCGCGAGGAAGAAGAAGCAAUGCUGACUUUGCUGAAAUCAAGUUAAGCACAGUCAAGCACACAAGACGCCACGUGGAUGCUUCCUCCGUCUCAUAUCCGACCAUAAGGACGAGAUUGACGAUGUUCAAGUAACAUCCAAGUCACGUUUCCAGCAUCACAUUACUUCGCGUUCGCGUCGGAAGCACUGAACGCGAUCAGCUCGGCGUUAUCGGGAUGAAACCGCUAUUGAGUAUCUUCGGUAAGCGUUGCUUAGAAACACACCUCCGAGGCGGAUCGCGAGUAAUCGACAUGUGUUUCGAAGGAGGAAACGAGGAGUCCGCGGUUGGUUAUACAUCAAGGAUGUCAAGGGAAGCGUGGGAGAAUGAGGAAGUGAGCGAGAAAGAGAGAGAGUGAGGGGAAUAAUCCGAAUGUACAGUAAAUUACGUCCCUACAUGAAUAUUCAUCGUAUAUAGGGAGCUCACGCCAGGUUCAUUUCCCAGAAGCUCUCCUUCGGGAUAGGAGGGUCCUUUGACUCCCGGUUUCAUUAACGGCAGGCUUCUAUCCGCCGGAAGGGCGACGUAAGCACGCAAGAACGCGCGCGAGUAAAACUUGGAACACUCAUUUUGGCGACUUUCCGCGCGACACGAGACGGACAUUCGUAAUCGGCCAGAGAGAGGAAAGGGAAACAUCAGAAUUUACGGCGGAAGUCGCGACUGGCGCGCUACCCCCUAGUUAUCUGCCGCUUCUCGCUGUCCGGUGUCCCUCGAGCGGUGUGAUACCACCGAAAUUAGCCAGUACGCAAAUAUGUUUACACGCGGCGGAAUUGUGCAACCACCCACUCGUACCAUCCACCGUUUUUCCCACCCUCUCCCCAAGCCGCGUGCAGUCGACGAAGCGUGUACGAGACGAGGUGGCGAAUGGGGAGAGGAGAAGGGGAGGGACAAACGAACGGAUAGAUGGAGGAAGAACACAUAGACACGCACACAUAUAAACAAAUACAUACAACAUACACAAAACCACCCCGCCGCGCUACUCGCUCUCUACUCGCGGCGUGGCGAUCGAGCUGGUGGGGCCAAGAGACGCGGGGUGAGCGACGAGCGCAAGGGUGGCUGCGCCGUGACGAGUGACGCGGACGGGGACGGGACGCGGGGACGUGUGGCCGCGGAAGGGAAAGGCAUUAAAUGGGGAGCGAGACGCAGUCCUGUCGGGAGCGUCGCAGCGGGCGGACGCUCACCACUGGCGCUUCUCUCGCUCGCCUCGCCUCGCUCGCUCUCUCUCUCUUUCUCUCUCUCUCUCCUCCUUUCUUCUCCUUUCUCUCUCUUUCUCUCUCCUCUCUCUCUGUCUCUCCCGUCCCUCUCUAUCUCCCUCUCUCACACUUUCCCGCUCCGUCUGUCUUUCCGACCUACCCGCCCCCACGUCCAUCCCUCCCCUGCCCCCUCCCCCCAUAACCCAAUCAGCAUCCUCGGGCCAAGUCCUGGCGGGUGUCUCUUUCGGAUCGCCGGAGCGGGCGUCGCUCGCCUGUCACAGGCAGCGUCCAUCGUUUCCCCCUCCUCCCACCUGUCCCCCGAGCAACCCUUACCAUCAUCCUCCUUCCAACCACCCCGUCACCUCCGAUUCUCUUCUCAGCCCUCCUGAUGAGCGCGGCGCGCGACAACUUUCUCGCGAAUCGCGGGAUCCACCGUCGAAACGGAGGCUGCGCCUUCGAUCGAUUUCUCUUCGAGACGACGGCAACGACGACGACAACGACGACGACGACGACGACGACGACGACGACGACGACGACGAGGCUGUCGACAACGACGACGACCAGUAGACGCCGUGAUCGAUGAGCGCCGUCGGCGGCGGGGUUAAAGGAAAGGCGGCUUUGCCUUCGUUGCCGCGACGGUUGCGGGCAACGAUUUCGUCGCGGAAUUGACGCGGGUCCGCUUCGAAUCGCGCGCGGAGCGUGUUGGCUCGUCGGCGUCCAGGAAGACAGCGACGAGGAUUACGAGAAUGCCGCCGUCGGCGUUCGCGUCUCGGAGCCGUCGCAUCCUCGUCGAGAAACACGAAGAGAAAAACUGAUUGUGCAUAUACACGCGCGUGUACCUAAUUAAAAAAAAUAUAUAUAUAUACAUCGGGUGUUCGCAGUCUACGACGGCCGAUCAAGAUCGCCGAUCACUGCCUACGUGUGUGUGUAAGAGACCUACAACACUACCAUUUACUCGGGACGCGACUCGCGAGCAGACUCGCGUACCUCGGCUUCAACUUCCUCGCCGGCACGGGGACAAUGCCUCCUCGACACGGGUCCGAUCUCGGGAGUUGCUUUCAUGGGAAAGGCCGGCCGUGUUAGCCGACGUCGUGAUGGAGGAGGAGGAAUGCGAGGAUGGUAGCAAUCGGCCGGCGAGCGGAAGGAAGCGCAGUCGCGAGCAGCCCGUAAGAGGAUCAUCACGGGGACGCACGAUGUUGCUGCGAUAUCGUCGCAAUGUUGCUGCGGCAAGGACGUCGAAUCGAUACGGUGCUAUCGGUCAUCGAGUGCUCGCUUGUCGAGGGGCGACGCGCCCCGUCGCGACGGCGAACGGUCCCCGUCAUUAAUUCAUCGGGAAACUCAUUGCCCAGACAGUCCCGGGGACGUUUCCCCGUGUAUCGAACACGCGUGCGGACGAGUGCGAGGUGUGACAAGCGUUAUGCGAGCAGCUCGCAUGCGAUCGUCGAGCGCACGGAUCGCGAUCGCCCACGUGUGAUCACGCAUUACAAACUCGUAAAACCACUCCGGCGCUCACGAAGCCACGAAAACUCCGAGAUGAGCGGCUGGACAGAGCCCGCGGGACGAUCCCGCGCCGCGACGCGGCGGAUCGAGUUCGAUCAAGUGCUUCUAUUCGGUGAUGAACAAUCGGAGUUACGCGUGAUAAGUGCCAGCGACACUCCGGAAACGGCGGAUCUCACUUGAGGGCCAGAGGACAAUUAUACGUAAAUGUCACUAAACAGCUGCGGAAGCCAGUGUCGACUCUCUCGAUCCCGGGGGCGAUGAAGAACAGCGGCGGGGUGGCCGGCGGGGGCGGCGCGGGGGCGGCCGGUGCGGCCGCUGGCUGCGGCAGCGCCGGGGGUGCCGGUGGCGAAGACGCCGGCAUCGCCCUCGUGGGCGUCCACACCGAGUAUCCCCGUUACAUGGACGAGCGCAUGCUGGGCGGCGGCGGCGGCUCCCAAAAGGGCCAAUCCGGCGGGGGCAGCAUAGGGCCCGGGUCCAAGCACAAGCCGAACGUCGGCUACCGGCUGGGCAGGCGGAAGGCCCUGUUCGAGAAGCGCAAGCGCAUCAGCGACUACGCCCUCGUGAUGGGCAUGUUCGGCAUCAUCAUCAUGGUCAUCGAGAACGAACUGUCCAGCGCCGGCGUUUACAGCAAGGCCUCGUUUUACUCGACAGCACUGAAAACCCUGAUCUCUGUGUCUACUGUGAUACUGCUUGGCCUCAUAUUUGCUUACCAUGCCUUAGAAGUUCAGUUGUUCAUGAUCGAUAACUGCGCGGACGACUGGCGGAUCGCGAUGACCUGGCAGCGGAUCGUGCAGAUCUCGGGGGAGCUGCUGAUCUGUGCACUCCACCCGAUCCCGGGCGAGUACUACUUCCUGUGGACUACGAAACUGGCGAACAAGAACGGCGACAUCGGCUCCAAGUGGGUGCCGUACGACGUCACCCUCUCGCUGCCGAUGUUCCUCAGGCUCUACCUCAUCUGCCGGGUGAUGCUGCUGCACUCAAAGCUCUUCACGGACGCGUCGUCGCGAAGCAUAGGGGCCUUGAAUCGCAUUAAUUUCAACACCAGGUUCGUCCUUAAGACCCUGAUGACCAUCUGCCCCGGUACGGUGCUGCUGGUCUUCAUGGUCUCCCUGUGGAUCAUCGCCUCGUGGACACUGCGACAGUGCGAGAGGUUCCACGACGAGGAACACGCGAAUCUCCUCAACGCCAUGUGGCUCAUCGCCAUCACGUUCCUGAGCGUCGGUUUCGGCGACAUCGUGCCCAACACAUACUGCGGUCGAGGUAUUGCCGUCUCCACCGGAAUGAUGGGUGCCGGAUGCACCGCUUUACUGGUGGCAGUCGUCUCCAGGAAGCUCGAGCUUACGCGAGCGGAGAAGCACGUGCAUAAUUUCAUGAUGGACACACAAUUAACGAAGAGGUUGAAGAACGCCGCGGCGAACGUGUUGCGGGAAACGUGGCUGAUCUACAAGCAUACUCGCUUGGUGAAGCGUGUCAAUCCCGGACGCGUACGGACCCAUCAGCGGAAAUUCCUAUUGGCUAUAUACGCACUCAGAAAGGUGAAGAUGGAUCAACGUAAAUUGAUGGACAACGCCAAUACUAUAACGGAUAUGGCCAAGACGCAGAACACCGUCUACGAGAUCGUCUCGGACAUGAGCACGCGACAGGACGCGGUGGAGACGCGUUUGGAGGGUCUGGAGGACCGUCUGGUCGGCCUAGAGGAGAAGCUCGGCGCGCUGCAGGGCCAGCUAGAGCUGCUGCCCGAGGAGCUGACUCGCUGCUUGGCCCAGCACGCGGAGCGGAUGGAGCAGCGUCGUAAUUUCCUUCACCCGGACACCGCGGUGGCGAUGGCGGCUUCCGCUGGAGGCGGCGGCGGCGGUGGCGGCGGCGGUGGCGCGGUCUCGUCGGGCACAAGCCUGGGCGUAACCGGCAGCGGCAGCGCGUCCGCCGCACACCACCCCCUCGCCAGCCUGUCGAACUCACCCCUUCUACCGCAUUCGCGCAGCGUGCCCAGCGCGCCCAGCACCAUAUCCCUACACCCAUGGCCGGUAAGCCCGGUCCUACCGCCCGUCUCCAGCCGCACACCCCACCUGGUGCCGGAAACCGGCAGGCAUCACGGCCUCAGUCACUCCGCCACAGUGAAUACCACCACGACCUCGCAGUCGGCCACCAGGCUCACCUCGCAGGCCGGCAUGGGUGGACUAGGCAACAGCCAAGGCUCGGAUACGUCGGCGCACAGCUGAGUCUCGUCACUGCAGCCGCAGCAUUCGUACUAAAAAGGGCCCGAGGCGCUUGGUUUGCGCGCGAUCACAGACCGCGGCCGUGUCCGCGUCCAGAUACCGUUGGUGGUCGCGAUGAUCAUCGGUGGAUGAUCAUCGCCGCGGGUUGAUACAGUACUGCCGAGGUAUAAACGCGUCACGGUCGCAUAGAUCGGCCGGAAGUUCGCUCUUCGCACAAACGAAUGUAGGGACUCGCGUUUGGAGCGGCGUCUCCUUCUUUCUUGUCGAAUGAUUAUCUGACGGUCCAUCGCGAUGGACGACCUGAUCGUUGCAUCGCGGUGAUUCGUAUAGACUCGGAGGGAAAAACAGGAGACGCACUCCAAGCGAGAGUUCUAAUUCUGGUGACCAAAUCGUGAUACGGCCGUCUGUUCUUCGCGCGAAACUCGUCUUGACGACGGGCCAUCUUGCGUCCCGCGCGUACCUUCGAGUCCCUCCUUGAGAAGCCGCACUCUCAGCUUAAAAAAUCUAGUUAGAACGACGAAGCGACCGUUGUUCAGGAGGUUCAGAUUAGAUAGAAAAAAAACUGAACUUACAUAGAGCCUCUACCGGACGCCACUCAAUGCGUGUUUGCGAUAUAGUUGCCAUCAAUCACUCGAUAUUCGUUUCUCGCACCGAAUUUUCCAAAUCCUGUUCUGUCUAAUCUUCUCCGCGAAAGGCCGUGCCAUCCGCGUCCAAAUCUUCAGUCAUCUACUUCCGGCAAACGUUCCCGCUCGAUUAUUUCCAGUCCUCCAUCCUCCGCUUGCCAAUCUUCACAAAAGUGUGCAAUUAAAGGGUUGAAGCUAUUCGCGAGUAGACAGUUGAGUAGUCAGGAGGGAUCGCGAUCGAUCGAUCGAUCUUAGGCAGACGUGAAGGAGAGGAACUCAUGAGGUACGCGCGGCUUCUUCCACUGGCUGCGUGCUGCUCCCCUGCCCAACUUGCGUGCCUGAAUAACUUUCUUAAUAAUUAAAUGUACAUUCGACACACAGGAACUCCACCUUGUAUCUCUGUAUACCUCGUGAAGAGCGCGGACGGGCAUAACGUUGCGUGUACAGGAAGCGCGUGUGCGGACAGGGACUAGGCCGGCAGGUAAUCCAAACUGGCCCUUAAAGCCUCGCGCGUAAUUAAGGUAAUCCGCCCCCUUUGCCUCCCUAACAACGCGGAAGCGCUUAAAGGACUAUCCGUAUCUCGCGUUUGAAACUAAAUGCGACCGAUCGAUCCCCGACCUGGAAUGAACAGCGCAAAACGGAUUUUCGCGCAUCUCCUCUGUCGAAUCGUAAUUCUCAGCCCUUCUACAGAGAACUCAGCCCUUUUGUGAAACGCUUCUACACGAAUGCGGCGCGAAAAAGCUGGGCUCUUUAUAAAAAGGCUGGAGGAACAAAAAUCCCGCGAUAUAAAUCCAUUCGGGUAUAGCAAGGUACCGCAGCUGGGCAAUUUACAAUUUCUGACACAUUCGAGUAUCCGGGGGAUAUUAAAUUCACCCUCUCGCUCGAACAAAACGUUAGAAAUUGCAAAUUCUCAAAUACAAAAAAGAUUCGAGAUCACAUCGUCGCGUUUAAUACUGAAUGCACGCGAUACGGAUUUCGGGUUGAUCAAUUACGGUCAGCUAUUGUGUAAUCACGCGUGCAUACAUUCCUCCCCUUUAUUAUCUCUAAUCAUCUUCAGAUCCACUCGUCGAUGAAACAUUUUUCUUCUUUAACUGGCAACGAUUAAAACAAUCGUUUAUUACGCGUUGUGUUGAGAAAAGAUUCUUUUUCUGAUGAACAGUGCGCUUUAAGGGUCGGCGCGGAACCAACCGGAGGUGUCCAAGUAUCGAAUAGAGAGAAUGCAAAGUGAUCUUAUCCGCUUUAACGUCCGUAGGUUACAUAGGAUAUUAUAUUGUUAGUGUAUACUUGUACACAUGGCGCACGGGUACAAAAGAAAGCGGCUACGUUUCCACUGAGGGGAAGAGGGAUGGGGGGGGGUUGAAGAUUUUUUAUAACGGAACCGCGGAGCCGCGCGUGGGUGGCGCGGCGCGGCACGUGCGGGGAGGGUAGGCUUAAUUAAAAUGGAUCGACCAGACAAUGGGAAACUAAUUAUUGCCAACGACUUCCCGUUCGGCGGCGCGUUCGGCCAGGCUUUUUCGUUCACCGUGUUCUCGCCGUUCCUAAUUAUUGUCGCUUAAAUUUAUCUCCAUAUUAAUUUACGGCCACGACCGCGCAUCGAACAUACACGCGGAUUGCCCGUGUGGAAUAGCGUAGCUAUUAUUCCUUUUAUAAUUAUCGCCGGUAUAUUUCAUUUUCUCCUGUCAUAGGCGAAUGGCUUAAUUUCGAGAGGUAGAACUGCGAUAUUUAUCGAGGAAGAAAAACGUUGUCCCGCUCGGGAACGAAGAAACCUGGUGCGCCGGAAGUACAGGGUGUCUCGAAAAGAACCGAAUGCGGAUUAGUUUCAAAGAUGUUGAAGGAUCUGAAUUGAAGAAGCAGCCAUUACUCGAUUCCUUCCGGGACACAAUGUACGUUCGCUGUAAUUCGCAGCGCGUGUUUUUCAAUUCUUUCCGACGCGAUAUUUGUCCCGAAGAUGUUCAGAUUCUCGACGUAUCGGCACGACGAUAUAUUUGUUAGCGCAACCAUUAUAAUCGCACGCGGCAACCAAGAUUCUAUAUCGGGGCUCCACAAGGCGAGUUCGAGCGAUUUUCAUCUCUUCAUCGUCAAAUUAGUUAUGUAAAAAUAUCCGCCGCUUGCAGUUAAUUUAAAAUGAUUCUCAAUUCAAGAAAUUCAAGAUUAAAAGAAAUUAGCACAAAUUAACUUUAUGUGGAAUUAUAAAAAUAUAUGUUGAAAUUGUUAAAGAUGUGGAUAAGCUUAAUGUUAAAUAUCCCGAUAUUUUUAUAGGAAAGAGUUCAUUGUUCCUAAUCUGAUACGAAAAUGGAUUCAUUGAGUUAUUUCUGAUUUAAUUAUCUCCAUUAAUCAGAUUUCCUGCACUGCUUUAUUUAGAUUUAUUUGAACUGUUAACCUUCAGCAGGAUCUACUCUUUUAAUCUCGGUUUUAAUUAACAUUUAUUUAUCGCCAUUGAUUAAUCUCGCGGAAUGAAAGGAGGAAAAUCGGUCGAGCCGCUUUCAUCCUCGGCCAUUCACAAGGAGAAGCUCACGCGGAAAAAGCUCACUAAUGCGGAUAAAGCUGGGACCUGGUUUGUCUUGUCCGUCAUCGUUUCAUUUCGAAAGCGUAGUUUCGCGGCUAAUCGCAAUGCGAAACGGGACCAAAACAGACACAAUUUUCACAAGGUUCUCAUACUAUUCCUCUCUCUGUUUCCUUCUCGUUCUCUCUUCCCUCUUUCUUUUAUUUUCUACCUUCUCCCAUGGCUGAACAAAUGUUUCAUCUGGAUAAAAGAAGCAAAUGCGAACUAAACGAUGAAAAAAAAACUUGUUCGAUGAUUGAGGUACUUCAAAGUACUUUGCUGUCCUGUAAUAGAUUGGAAAUUCAUUCAAGAAUAAAAAUGAUCUCUUUAUUUAAGAAUGAGGUAUAUUUUCGCCGAGAUAAAAAUUUGCGUGAUUACCUACUCUGAUUGCGUGAAUUACUUUUUUAUUUCUGGAAUUUAUCUUCACUGGAAUUUUAUGAUAUAUAUAAUAUGACAGUUAUUCUUUAACAAAGGCAUACUAUCUCAAUGGAACAAUUCAAAGAAAUUCUUCUGCCUUCGCAGAAAAGACUACACUAAAGUUCUGCCAUUUCCCAUUUUUAUCACGUUUCAAUUUCAUUUUCUAACAUUACUCUUUACUUUGAUUGUUCAUUGCUGAUUGAUCAAAGAUUAAUAGUACGAAUAACUUAUUUAAAAAUAUGGAAAAUAAAAUAAAAAGAAAAUAAAAAUUCAGUCUCUUUCUCGUGCGAUUGUUAUUUGACCAUUGAAUAAAAAGAUCGCAGAAUGAAUUUCCAUUCGAUAUUCGGUACAGGAAGAUUAUCUUCUGCACGUCAAGAUAACUCUUUCACAUUUCUUUUUUAUUUAUAACUUUUUAUCCGAAUGGAAUGUUCGAUCGAUGUCCGACUCCAAGACUCUGCUUUCUUCCUCUAUUUUUCUCCAACCGGUUAGAUUUCCUUGAACUCUUCCGACAUUUCCUGUCCAUCCAGCCUUUUUCUCCCUUUUCCUUGUUGCUUUUCUCCUCCCCCACAUCCUGUUCAAGGAGCAUUCCUCUUUCGCGACUCAACGCACUGGACACGACAACUCCACGAUAUUUUUAUAUAGAUUUCUUAAAAGUGCAUUAUGGUGCCAGGAAGACCACGCCAAGUAUAAAAACGUAAAGAUAAAACAGUCUCAAUAUUGGAUUCUUAGGUGAUAGACACCGACUCUAUAAUAUUGUUAGUAUACGUAAUAACGUGGAUAUGUAGAUGAUUACCGAACUCUUCGACGUAGUGAAGGCUACUUAAUGCGAUGAGAGAUAAAAGAAAUGAACGAUAACAAGAAGAAGCGUAAUCGGCAAAUGCGUUUGAUAUAUUAAGCUUACAGAAUCUCAAAUCAUCGGAACCUCGAAAGUUAGAGUCUGUGAAACCUUAAAUUUUAUAUUGGGCGAUAUUCGGCCUUUCUAGCCUUGGGAUCCUUGCCGAUCCUUUAAAUUCCGAUCUAUAGGACAUGCGUACAUAAACUUUUGAUAUAUGGUUGCUUCAGACGUUGAAUCCUUAGGAUCUUCAUUUCUCGAAUCGCUGGAACCGGAGAACUGUUCUUGAAACUCCGGUUCCCCCAAGAUCGUAGUAAUUUGAGAAAAAUUUCGAUGAGGACUUUAGAUCUUUAGAUGGAGUUUUUUCGUUUUCGGAAUUGCGGGCCUGCGGAAUGUUAACGUCCGCUUUAGGAACUCGUGGAACUAUGCUUUUCUAAAACGUGGAGCUCUUGAAACUUUGUAUUCUUACGACUGUCGUUUCAGUGUAGAACAUGCGUGUAGGACUGCGAGUUUUGUAUCCUCAAAAUCUUGGAUCUUGGCACUUUCAAAAAUUCUCAACGCCUUAGAAUUUCGAAUUACCGAGUUUUCCGGCUUUAAUUUAGCGUGCACGAAGAAUAUAAAACGAGACGAUUUCUCGUCUCUUCUCACGUGCAGAUCACAGAUAAAAGAUUAAUCGAAAACGAUCAAAAUGAUCAUAAUUUUCGAAGUGAUACGCAUACUAUACAUUGACAUUUUGAGGGUAAACCACGACGCGAUGAUUUCACACGCGAGAGACGGGAAGAAAGUCGAAGGUGUCGAAGAUCGAGAGCGGUGAUCGACUUAAUUCUUUACACGCAGUUAACUAAAAUAAAGAGUAAAAAAAAAUAAAGAGUAUAAAAAAAACAAACGAGACGAAAAGCAGAAAAAUAAAGUUAAGCGCGCGCGAGAGCGCAGCCUCGGGCGAAUUUAUAUGAGCAUUACAGUUAUUACUAUCUAUAUUCGUUUAUGAUUGUUAUUGUUAUGAUUAUUACGAAUUAUCGUCACGACGAUGAAUAACGGUAGCGUUUAAACGGUUUUAACUCUCAGAAACUCUUUACGGAGGAUCUUAUACCAAUAUUAUACCUAAUGGGCUGUCGCCAUCUAACUGUUACGUAAAAUGACCAACAACUAUUAAAGUAACAAAUAUUACUUAUUAAUCUAUAGGGUGACCUAGCGACCAUGUAUUAAGGAAACGUUGUUUUUAACGAGCUCUCUUUUCCUCUCUCUAUCUCUAUCUCUACCUCUAUCUCCCUCUAUCUCCCUCUUUUCUCUCUCUCUUUCUCUCUCUCCCUGUUUUGAGAGCAUUGAAAGAACCCACAUAAGACGCAGCGUAACACAAUUGUUAUACUCGUGCUGUUAAUAUCGUCGUCAUCUCAUCAUCAUUGCAUGCAAUCCCAAAGCUUUAACUCGUCAUUCGUUCUAUUCGCUUCAUUUGGAUCAUUCGGUCAUUUGAAAAUAUUCCCUGAAAUGAUAUCUGGGAUUUUUAACGUCGGAUUUUAGAAUUUUAAAGGUUGGUUCCUUAGAUAUUUGCGUUUUCCAAAAUCUUUGAAAACUUGCUAUUACAAAAUUUGAUAUUACGAUCUUUUGCAGUCAUGAAUAGUUUAAAUUUAAUAUUCUUGAAAAAGCUGGAUUGCUGCAAUUAUUAUCUACGUGCAUGCGCAAUUUAUGACAUUACGUUCUUAGUUCUUAGAAGUUUGAGUAUCUGGUACUUGGAAUUUUGCAAUCCUUGGAACUUUAAAUCUUACUUAGAGCUUAGAAGUCUUUCAAGUCUACAGCCUUGUUCAAUUUCUUAACCUCGGAUUUCAAAUUCGUAGAACUUUGCAUUCGUGAAAGCUCAAAUUCAUGAAACUUUGGUUUUACAUCACGUUCUCGAAACUACGUAUCUGUGAAUUUGAAGCUUUAAUUAUGUGAAAUUUUAUACACCUCUUCGCAGCUUUCUGAAACUUCGGAAAUAUAUAUUCUUCGAUACAUUGACUGGUUGGAACGUUCUGUUUUGCGAUCAAGAAGGUUGAAAAACAUUUUGAGAUCUUGUAACAUCAUCAUCAUCAUCAUCAUCGUCGUCGUCGUCGUCGUCGUCAUCAUUAUCAUGAUCAUGAUCAUCAAUAUCAACACCAUCAUUAUUAUUAUUGUCAUCAUUAUCAUCAUCGUUAUCGUGAUCAUCAUCGUCAGCAUAAUCUUCACCAUUGCCAUCAUCAUCUUCAUCAUCAUCACCGUAUCAUCACUACUGAUUAGCGUAAUUUCCAAAGACAUGCAGAACAUUGCAAUCCUUCAUAAUUUCUGCUAUUGAAAACCAACAUCACAGGACAUGUUAUAAUAACGCACCAUGUAAUCCAUGCCAUUCAGUACCGCUGGGUACAUAAUCCGCUAUAAUCUUCGCCAUUACACACCUCUGUGUCAUUUGCGGCACGCGACUAUAAUACUUUCCCCAUUUCCAUGAUAACUAUACCAUUAAAAUAGCAUUCACGAUCUUGGAACAAAACGGACUACUGUUAACGACUAUAGAGAAAGUUUCCUCCCUACAGGUUUAGGGCGAUAUAGGACUAUAUAUUAACAUUAACAUUUAUACAUAUACCCACACAUCCGCAUAUACAUAUAUUCUAACUCAGCUAAUAUGAUAUCUCGCGUAAGUUGUUACUAUUAAUUAGUCUUGAUUACUUUACGACGGCGGACAUAGGACGAGGCACAAAUUAGCGUACAUAACUACGUACGUAUAUGCAUAAACAUACUGAUAAAGUAAAAUAAAUAUGUAUGAGUAAAAUUAAAGCAAACCCACACACACAUAUAUACAGACACACACACACACACACACACACACACACACACACACACACACACACACACACACACACACAGAGCAGCAGACAUACAGUAUUCAUUAGAAAGGACGAAGGCGCACCGUUAAGGGCAAUGCGAGUGCAGCAUCAUACGCGGUAGAAAACUCGUAGGGCUAAAAGUGGUUUUGAUACUAUACGAAGCACCGAGAGCGAACCUUUUCUUACGACGAGACUUAACGAUAUUUUUUUAGACUCCGCUAAACGAAUCGACUAAAAUAUGUUUAAUCGCGCGCACGCCAGAUCGCGGCGAACGAAACACGUCGCGGCACACGUCGACCGGUUAAUACCGGCGUUCCUAUCGACGAUUUCCCCAGCCGAUUUCCCACCUCCCGCUGAUCGACCAUCGACGAGAAUGUACACACGUAGAGUUACCCGGAUAAUGGGAAUCCAAGAUCUGGGUUCUGGAACCUGAAACACUCGCGCGACUGUUUAUCCUGGAUACUUCUCGAUCACGGAUUCCGGAAUGUACGAUCUGUGAUUCUUCAGAUAGUACUCCCAAAACUCAAUGUACAUAUUAAAAAUAUAUAUAAUAAAGCCAAAAAGGUUCAGAUGAUCACCAAAACUUAUAGUGCAUUGAAUUUGAUAUUUCUGAAUUCUUGAAAUCCUUUAGCCAAAUACUUACCUAACGUUGGAUCUCUGAACUUUUGAUUCAAGAUUUUUGCAUCAUAGCAGAAAUUUAUCUUCAGCUUGGGGAUUUUACAAUUUCAGAUUUGACAACUUUGAAGUUAAUUCCUAGAAAAUCCUCAUGAUUAUGGAUGUUUGUGACUUCUCUCAGAAUUGAUCGUUACGGAUUCCGGAAUGUUUGAUCUUUAGGACUCUGGAUUUCGAAGCAUUAGACCUUCAUAACUUUGGACUUAUCCUCGUAGAAUUCUGAAUUCUCGCAUUCUUAGACGCUCAUCACUGGAAACAUCGGAUUUAUUCUGCUUCUAAUGUUUCAGCGUUGAUUAUUUCCGAUUAAUAUCCCAUAACGAUCAUAACAUAUUUUAUCAACGCAAAUAUUUUAUCAAACGUUCAAUGAUAUAAUGCCAUCUGCCACGGAAUUCCAGAAAAGUACGCGUAGAAAUAAAGUACACUUAAAAACAACUUGAAGCGUUUUGCAAAGUUUUGCUAUAUCUCUGAGAUUUAUUACGACGACAACGUAGGAAAAGAUACAAAAUACUGCCCGUUAAUCCUGGAAAAACAUGCAUCGUCCGAUACCGUUUUUCAUGCAACUGCAAAAGAUUCGCGUUCGCGACGAACGCGCGUUUUACAUUUUUGCAUGCUGGCGCGACAGACAGAAAAUUAUGAUCGGGAAAGUACACAGGGCGAGAGAAUAAUUUAUCGUCGUUGUAAUCUCCGGCUGGUCUUGGAGAAAAUCAAGUCACAGCUGCUACUGAACAAUUUUAAUACACUCUCCCAUUAAAUUAUCUUCAAUAAACUAUAAUUAGGGAAAGAGCACGUGAGCAAAAACACUGUUUCGCGAAAUGUGCGCAAAGCUCUCUCUUUCUCUCUCUCUUCUAUGCUAUUUUACAAGAUAUUUCAAAACGAGAUUGCAGUUUUAUUAAUAAUCGAUGGACUUGUAAAUGGCUGAAAUCGAUCGACGGUGUUUUUGCUAUGUGUGCCUUCUUUCUAGCCAUCCUUUCAAUUAUUAUCGUGACUCUUAGUCUUGAACAAAUAAUUUAAUCUCGAGUGAACAUAUGAUUUUUAACAACAUAUUUUCCAGAAUACUCGGAUAUUUAUUUUCGCAUAUUGUACUUUGCGUAAAAUUUCCCAGAAUGUUCCGCUCAUACGCUCGCUCAUAUCCAAAAGUCCUUUAUCAGUUUCCUUCAUCAAGUUUCUACACGCACCUAUAAUCGAUAUUUCGAAACACAGGCGAUUCGCGAAGCGUUCGCCUGUAGGGACGUGGGGGAUCCUCCCAAAACUCCUUCUACGCUGCAUCUUCUGUGUAUCCUUUCCGAUCUUGAGCCGGCUCAAUAGGUCGGGCUCACGAGGAAGUAACACACAGGGUGUCGUGUUAGUACUUCACAUCGUUGUUCAAGGACUAUGUAGGCGCGAUAUGCGCUUGAACGAGAUUGUUCCUAUAGUUAUAAUUAUAUAAUUACGUUUAUACAUAUGUAUAUCACAUGUACAGGAUGUCUCUUUCAUUCAGGAGUUCUUUCAUCAAUCCGCAAUCGAUUUUUCUGUGAAAAUGUCGAAGGCGGUCAUAAUUCUCGAAUUUAGAUAGCGCCAUAACAAAUCCAAAUUAUAAAUCUAUCACAAUAAAAUCCACUGGAUAUCAAGUAAACAAAAACUAAGAUUUUGGUAGCCAAUAAAACUUAAUUCCUGAAAAACCUAUCAGUUUCAGUUUUUUCUAAGAUCUGUCAGUCCCUCGAUAUUUUCAUUGGAAAAAAAUUUAUUCAAGAUUAGUCCAAGGAUCUUGAUAGGCCACUUGAUAAGGUUGAGACACCCUGUAUUUAUCUUUAAUCUUUUAAAAAUUAGCUAUGGUUGCAAGCGUUAGAAAAACGAUUAUCUCUGAUUUGAGAUUUGCGUUCUUGUAACUUCAAUUCCGCAGAACAACCCGUAUCUCUUAAAAUUAGUUCAUUAUAUGCAUGAACCUUCCGAUUUCCGCGCAGCUUGCUGUUCCCGAAGAGUUCUGGCAUUCGAUAGUUUUAGAUCCUCAAAAUUGCGGAUCUCUUUUUGAUAAUAUAGACACUUGUAAUUUUUAAUUAAAAUCUGAAUCGAGCAAAAAAUGCUUUGUCUUAUCUUUCUGAUCUUCUAAUUCGCGCGAACUUUGCAUAUACACGUACGUACGUGCAUAGAUUCCUGAUUUCUUUUAAGCUUUAGAACUCUUUGGCAUUUUUCCGAUUCCUGUAUCUCUAUAUGAUUUCAACUAUGUAUAAUACAAUUAUAUAGUGUAAUAUAUAUAAUUAUAACUAUGUCGCGUCGAGAGAGAGACGAGAGAUCUAACGAUGUCGAUCGUCGAAGCACAGUCAGGCGUUUCUGUGAUUCCUAGACUUGAACGAUGUAACGACGCUGAAAGGUUCUCACUUAACAAAAACUCACGCGGACGAUGACGCUCUUCCUGGUGGCCAUCAGGAUCACUCAAUGAUCCUCGACGGCCACCGAGAUCCUGACGAAAGGAUUUACUUCGCGCCAUCAGCCGAUCGAGCUUGGGCCAACCCUUCCACGAGACUUAACUCUUUGAAUACUAAACAGAAUGCUAAGUAGAGAGCAUUCUCGUUCGCGUAAAAAAUUCCUGAAUAAAUUUCAAUACUCGCACGAAACGCGCGUGAGAUUUUAGCUACAUUCUUCGAUCGCUGCGGAACGUGAGCAUUAAUCACGCCGUAAUCGCAGGCUGUUACGAUUAAUUAGUUCGAGCGACUAUAUCGCUCUCCUUUAUCAUUUAGCUAAUCUUCGAAAGCCUAUUUGCGAAGCUAAUUAUUACAGCGCAUUUGUACAGAUAACUCUUUCGCGUUAAUUAAUCACGUGCGAAGGGUGACGUGCGGGCGAAAUCCGGGAUGCACUUCAAGGGUCGAAGUCGACUCGCAGCUAAUUACAAUUAGCGUGUCUCUCGGCAGGGUGUGUAAUUUAUUAUAAUCGCAGCUGAUAAGGUCGGCUCGGGGAUGAGCGUCAUCGUCCGCGUCGCUUUAAUCUAAAGGAACAAAUUCCACGCAACGAAUCUUGAAAGUAGUCAAUAUCUAAUCAAUUCCGAGGAUAGGGUCAACUUAGGGGAUUAAUUAAAACAGGAGGGGAGGAAGAAAGAGGGAAGUAUAACCCCAGUAAAUCUGUAAGCGGGACGGAGACGUCACGACGGAGAGAAACGACAAGUAUCUUCCAUUAUUAGACAUGAGGACGGUGGUGAGCGUUGCGACGAGUUUGCCAUUAUAUAUUAAUUGUGAGAGGGGAACGGGAGGGGGAGGGGGGAAGGGGUUGCGAUACUACGUGAGGUGUGUACAUAAACGUCACGUGUAUUAAUUAUAAUAGCGGUGACAGAAACGUAGCGCAUAUUUUUAAAGGAGAGAGAGAAAAAAGAAGAAGAAGAAGAGAAAUAUACGAACGCCAUGGCACUAAAGCGACCGAUUAAAAAUUGCGAUCACGCGUUAAAAAUAGGGCCCCGGUCGAUAACUCUUUAAAAACUAGCGUAAUCACGAAGCUGAUCGAUCACACUAUUAAACGAACGGGACGACGAAGCGCGCGUAUGUAACUAUACGGUGUCUGUGAACCAACGCGUUUUCAUGCCGAGAACAAAUAAAUUUGCAAGUCGGAGAAGGA
Ooceraea biroi (clonal raider ant) is the source of this 25222-nucleotide messenger RNA. It is a transcript of the gene SK, whose product is annotated as small conductance calcium-activated potassium channel. Lineage: Eukaryota; Metazoa; Arthropoda; Insecta; Hymenoptera; Formicidae. Gene Ontology annotation, biological process: potassium ion transport. The record is from RefSeq and is a predicted model, not a curated record. Gene Ontology annotation, molecular function: small conductance calcium-activated potassium channel activity; calmodulin binding. Gene Ontology annotation, cellular component: membrane.